This is a messenger RNA of Hevea brasiliensis (rubber tree), 552 nucleotides long. RefSeq names its product VQ motif-containing protein 10. Lineage: Eukaryota; Viridiplantae; Streptophyta; Magnoliopsida; Malpighiales; Euphorbiaceae. The record is from RefSeq and is a predicted model, not a curated record. The transcript has a single exon. Bases 140 to 505 code for a protein of 121 amino acids.
GCCCAAACUUACUCAAAAUCAUUAUUAGUUCAUUACCCCAAAAAAGUUUCAAGCUCUAGCGCUCGCUAGUCACUGCAAAACGCUUUCAAAAAACCUUCCAAGAUCAAACACCUAGCGUUCAAGUCAUACAGUUAGAGCCAUGGCUAGUGCAAGCUGCAGCAGGGAAGAGGUGAAAGUGGUGAUUAUUGACACUCAAUAUGUUGUCACUGAUCCUUUGACCUUCAAGUCUGUGGUUCAGAGCCUCACUGGUAAAGAUUCUUGCGUUUCUUUGAUAGAAGAGAGCUCGUUUGCUGGUGGAAAGAGGAAAAGAGAAGCCGAUAGUAAUGGGAUUAUUGAAAGUUCAGGUGGUCCUUCUGGUGGUGGUGGUGGUGGUGGCGCUGCUGCUGCUGCUGCUGAUUGGAAGUUAUCGAAAGGGUUGUCGUUUAAAGACUUGGAUAAGAUGAUUUUGGAGCUGCCUCCAAUGGAGGAAUGGUACCAGCUGUGGGCUCAGAAUAAUUUUCUGUAGCUAUUUCAAUUUGAAAUUUAUGAUUUAUAAGAAUUUAAUUUCAUUAA